GCGUGACUCAUCUUUUGAAAACGAGUUCACUUACGUGCUGAUCAAUGCAUCUGAAGAGGCUGCCCGACUCAGGGCUGAGAAGUACUGGUCAAACUCCAGCUUCUGUCAGUACUAUUUAAGGACCCCAUGCCCCCGUUCGGCUCUUGUUCACCAGAAGCCUAGCAGUUCCGGACCAAUGCUCAUUCGCAACGCUACAGAGGAAGACAUUCCCGCUGCGGGGGCCGUUGCAGCAGCAGCAUACAUCGAUGACGAGCAGGAUGCCUUCAUGUUUCCCGGCCGCAUGAAGCACCCUCAACGAUAUCUGAAAACGAAAGAGAGUAUUGUUCGCCAUGGCAUGGAAGACCCAACCGCAACGGUGAUCGUUGCCACUCUUGAAGAAGGAGAUGAAGGCUGGAGCGGAAGGGCCAGUAUCGUCGGCUUUUGCAUCUGGUUUCGAGAGGAUAGCUACGAGACGCGCGAAAAGGUUCAGGCCGCUAAGAAGAAGCAGCCCCUCUUAUCGAGAAUAAAAGCCUCCAUCUCUGGCCUUGAGGCUUUUCAAUAUAUGUCUGACCUUAUUGAUCCACUUGUAUCGGCUCCGAAUGCCUCCAUCAUGGCUCGCACAUGCCGCCUUCCGUCCUCUACUCACUACUUUUGCCCCGAAAUUGAGAACUCACCUCAUUACGGUAUCAUGGAUAUUGCAGUGCACCCGGGAUUUCAGGGCCAUGGCGUCGCACGGAAGCUCGUUGAGUGGGGAAUUAAAAAGGCAAGAGAGGAGGCUAUUCCCAUUGAGCUCUCAGCAACGCCUGCGGGAGUUGAAUUAUAUACUAAGCUAGGGUUCAAAAAGGUUGGCAUUUGGCGAUGGAGACCGGGGAUGGAAGGGAGUGAUGGCAAGGGUGGGUGGGAUAUCAUGAGAUGGGAGGUGGAACAGUGACGUAUUUCAGUACGGGGUAAGGGAAUAGAUGGACUGGCUGGGUUAUUGGCAGCAUGAUGUAUUUAAG
This is a messenger RNA of Aspergillus versicolor CBS 583.65, 977 nucleotides long. RefSeq names its product GNAT family N-acetyltransferase. Gene Ontology annotation, molecular function: acyltransferase activity, transferring groups other than amino-acyl groups. The transcript is spliced from 2 exons. Bases 176 to 910 code for a protein of 244 amino acids. The record is from RefSeq and is a predicted model, not a curated record. Lineage: Eukaryota; Fungi; Ascomycota; Eurotiomycetes; Eurotiales; Aspergillaceae.